Messenger RNA from Cyphellophora attinorum, 1785 nucleotides. Its product is annotated as putative transporter. The record is from RefSeq and is a predicted model, not a curated record. The transcript has 2 exons. Gene Ontology annotation, biological process: transmembrane transport. Bases 1 to 1785 code for a protein of 594 amino acids. NCBI's taxonomy places the organism in Eukaryota, Fungi, Ascomycota, Eurotiomycetes, Chaetothyriales, Cyphellophoraceae. Gene Ontology annotation, molecular function: transmembrane transporter activity.
AUGGCCACACCGCUACCGGGCUGGCUCGACGUCAGUCCAUUUCCUUCUCACGUAAUGACCGCAGUCCCCGACGUCAACGCGGCCGACAAGGCACCACCCUCCACCAUUCUUGCCACAACACAGCCCGUGCCGUCAGCCUUCCCCACUUCCUCAACCCCAGGCAAAAGAGAUCAGCACCAGAGAGAAGACAAUGCCUCUGAUGGGGCGGGCUUCAAGCCCACCCGGGCCCUCGUCCUCGCGUUCACCGCGCUCGCCGUCCUCGUGCUCAUGGUCGCCCUCGACGGCACGUCCAUCAGCGUUGCGCUGCCCACCAUUGCGCAAAAGCUCCACGGCUCUGCUUUGGAAGCGUUUUGGGCGGAGACAUCGUUUCUCCUGGCUAGCACGGUCUUCCAGCCCCUGUUCGCGUCUUUCAGUCAUAUCUUCGGGCGCAUGCCUUUGAUCCUGGUCGCGAUGACGCUGUUCCUCGUGGGCGUUUUGAUGGCGGCGUUGGCCCAAGAUUUUGAGCUUUUGCUCGCGGGUAGGACGAUUCAGGGGAUUGGAGGUGGGGGCAUCAUUGCUCUCAGCGAGAUCGUCGUUACUGACUUGGUGCCGUUGAGGGUCAGGGGCCAGUGGAUGGGUGUGCUGGCGGGGACGUGGGCGUUGGGGAGUGUUAGUGGGCCUGUCAUCGGGGGUGCGUUUGCACAGGUCGAUGCGUGGAGGUGGAUAUUUUGGUUGAAUUUGCCGUUUAUUGGAGUUGGGUAUCCCAUGGUGCUGUUGUUUUUGAAGUUGAAUAUUGUGCCGGAGUCAAUCGCGGAGAAGUUGAGGAGGGUGGACUGGGUGGGCUCUGUGGUGUUUGUGGCGAGUACGACGUCCUUCCUGAUUCCGCUGACCAAGGGUGGCGUCAUGUACCCGUGGACGCAUUGGAGGACUUUGUUGCCGCUUGUCGUUGGUGUGGCGGGCCUAGUUGGGUUUGUCCUCUACGAGAAGUACGUCGCUGAGGAGCCGCUGUUUCGACUGUCGGUAUUCGGAACCCGGACCGCAGCGCUUGGGUACCUAGAGUCCGCCCUGCACGGCAUCCUCGUGUGGACGAUACUAUAUUAUCAGCCACUAUACUUCCUGGCGGUCAAGGAAUACUCGCCAGUCAUUGCUGGGGUCGCGCUCUUUCCGGCCACAUUAACAGUGGCGCCAAUGAGCGUGAUCACUGGCUUUGCCAUCACCAAGGCCAAUGCCUACCGCUGGGCGAUCUGGCUCGGCUGGGCAUUGGCCACACUGGGCUUUGGACUUACUACCAUCAUCGACGUGAGAACCUCCGUACCUGCCUGGGUAUUCAUCUGCAUCGUGCCAGGCAUGGGUUGUGGGAUCCUCUUCAGUGCGCUGCAGUUCCAAGUCCAGGCGCCCUCCACGUCGGAAGAUAUGGCGUUUGCUGUAGGGACGUUCGUUUUCUUCCGCACACUUGGCCAGGCGGUGGGAGUUGCCAUUGGGGGCGUCACCUUUCAGAACUCAAUGAUCAAAAAGCUUAGAGACUUUCCGAGAUACGCUGACCAGGCUGCGGAGCUGGCGAAGGAUGCCGCUGCCUUGGUGCAGGUCAUUCGCGAUACUGAGGAAGGAGCGGGAAAGUACAACUUGCAGGUCGUGUACACUGACAGUAUUCGUGUGGUGUACAUUGUGCUAACGGCCCUCUGUGGUGUUGGAUUAAUGUGUUCCUUCUUCGUGAAGGCGUACGACAUCAACGUUGCUCUGGACACGGACCAUGGCCUGAUUGAGAAGCGCAAGGAUAUCGCGAGCUCCCCGGGGAGUCAGUCCUGA